AUGACUUGCAAACGAUGGACAUUAGCAACGGCUACGUUUUUACUAUUGAUCCUAUCACUUUGGUCAUUUAUAAAUGCAAUUUUACUUUGUAUGAGUAAAUAUGUGUUUUCUGAAGUCUAUCUUGUCAUGCCAUAUAGUCGCGUUGGAUCUUUACAAAUAAUCAAAUCUUCUCCUUCACUGAAUACUAUUACUAUUGUUAAUACGUCGUUAUUUGUUUAUUAA
Messenger RNA from Rotaria socialis, 222 nucleotides. Lineage: Eukaryota; Metazoa; Rotifera; Eurotatoria; Philodinida; Philodinidae. The record is from the annotation of a GenBank genome assembly.